Molecule: messenger RNA, 492 nt
Organism: Triticum turgidum subsp. durum (durum wheat)
Lineage: Eukaryota; Viridiplantae; Streptophyta; Magnoliopsida; Poales; Poaceae
Source: the annotation of a GenBank genome assembly
AUGCACUCGAAAACCAAUACCAAGAUUCUACAUGGCGAUGUUAAACCAGCUAAUAUACUUUUGGAUGAUAAGUAUGUGCCAAAGAUCUCAGACUUCGGCAUAUCAAGGUUGAUUGCAAGAGACAAACAACACACGGGAUCUAUCAUUGGUGACAUGAGUUAUAUGGAUCCGGUAUAUCUACAAACAGGGCUACUAACAGAAAAAAGUGAUGUCUACAGUUUUGGAGUUGUCAUCUUGGAGCUUAUUAGUAGGAAGAAAGCUACACAUUCCGACGGUGGUAGUUUAGUAAACAAUUUCCUUGAAGCUUACAAGAAAGAGAAGAAAGCAACUCCAUUAUUUGAGGAGGAAAUUGCGGUAACAGAAGAUUUGGACAUUCUUGAUAGUUUGGCAUGUAUUGUUGUGGAAUGCCUUAACCUUGAUGUGGAUCAAAGACCAUGGAUGACAAACGUAGCAGAGCGUCUCCUCAUAAUGGAUCCAUCCCGCAAGUCGUAA